Oryzias latipes (Japanese medaka) is the source of this 2247-nucleotide messenger RNA. The record is from RefSeq and is a predicted model, not a curated record. NCBI's taxonomy places the organism in Eukaryota, Metazoa, Chordata, Actinopteri, Beloniformes, Adrianichthyidae.
AUGUGUAUAACCGCUUCCAUCACAGCCUCUUCACCUGGAGCUUCAGGAACACAGGUCUACAAGGACUGUGCUGCUCCUUCUCUUUGUCCCACGGCUGGAACGGCAACGUUUUCCGUCAACUUGGGUUAUUCCAGUGCCAUUGCAUCGGCUCAGUGCUGCGACUCCGACAACUGCAACUCCCAGACGUUGGCCUUUCCUACCCCUCAGUCUGCUAACGGCCUGACGUGUCUCGUCUGUGACCCGACCACCUCUCAGUGCAGCUCUACAGUUCCGUGUUCUGGAGACCAGACCAGCUGCUUCCAAGCAACCUUGACCAACGGCUCCACAACAUAUCCAGCUCUGGGCUGCACAUCUCCUAACACAUGUGCAGUUGCAGCCAACCUGGGAAACCUGCCUUUCAUGCAGAACACAAGCACUGCUUCUACAACAGUUGCUGAAACAACUUCCACAAGCUCUACAAGCUCUGCUCCUACGGUUGUUGCUGAAACAACUUCCACAAGCUCUGAACCUACAAGAUCUGCACCUACAACAGUUGCUGAAACAACUUCCACAAGCUCUGCACCUACAACAGUUGCUGAAACAACUUCCACAAGCUCUGAACCUACAACAGUUGCUGAAACAACUUCCACAAGCUCUGCAUCUACAACAAUUGCUGAAGCAACUUCUACAAGCUCUGCACCUACAACAGUUGCUGUGACAAAUUUGACAAGCUCUGCACCUACAACAGUUGCUGAAACAACUUCUACAAUUGCUGAAACAACUUCUACAAGCUCGGCAUCUACAACAGUUGCUGAAAAAACUUCUACAAGCUCUGCUCCUACAACAGUUGCUGAAACAACUUCUACAAAAUCUGCACCUGCAACAGUUGCUGAAACAACUUCCACAAGCUUGGCUCCUACAACAGUAACUGAGACAACUUCCACAAGCUCUGAACCUAGAACAGUUGCUGAAACAACUUCUACAAGGUCUGAAUCUACAACAGUUGCUGAAAAAACUUCUACAAGCUCUCCUCCAACAACAGUUGCUGAAACAACCGCCACAAGCUCUGCUCCUACGGUUGUUGCUGAAACAACUUCCACAAGCUCUGAACCUACAAGAUUGCUGAAAGAAGUUCCACAACCUCUGCUCCUACGACCUACAACAAUAGCUGAAACAACUUCCACAAGCUCUGCUCCUACAACAGUUGCCGAAACAACUUCUACAAGCUCUGAACCUAUAACCGUUGCUGCAACAACUUUGACAAGCUCUGCAUCUACAGCAGUUGCUGAUACAACUACCACAAGUGCUGAACCUACAACAGUUGCUGAAACAACUUCCACAAGCCCUGCAUCUACAACAGUUGCUGAAACAACUUCCACAAGCCCUGCAUCUACAACAGUUGCUGAAACAACUUCUACAAGCUCGGCAUCUACAACAGUUGCUGAAAAAACUUCUACAAGCUCUGCACUUACAACAGUUGCUGAAAAAACUUCUACAAGCUCUGCUCCUACAACAGUUGCUGAAACAACUUCUACAAAAUCUGCACCUGCAACAGUUGCUGAAACAACUUCCACAAGCUUGGCUCCUACAACAGUAACUGAGACAACUUCCACAAGCUCUGAACCUAGAACAGUUGCUGAAACAACUUCUACAAGGUCUGAAUCUACAACAGUUGCUGAAAAAACUUCUACAAGCUCUACACCUACAGCAGUUGCUGAAACAACUUCCACAAGCUCCACAUCUACAACAGUUGCUGAGACAAUUUCCACACGUUCUGCACCUACAACAGUUGCUGAAACCACUUCCACAAGCUCUGCACCUACAACAGUUGCUGAAACAACAUCUUCAAGUGCUAAACAUACAACAGUUGCUGCAACAACUUUGACUAGCUCUGCAUCUACAACAGUUGCUGAAACAACUUCUACAAGCUCUGAACCUACAACAGUAGCUGAAACAACUUCCACAAGCUCUGAACCUACAACAGUUGCUGAAACAACUUCCACAAGCUCUGCACCUACAACAGUUGCUGAAACAACAUCUUCGAGUGCUAAACAUACAACAGUUGCUGCAACAACUUUGACUAGCUCUGCAUCUACAACAGUUGCUGAAACAACUUCUACAAGCUCUGAACCUACAACAGUUGCUGCAACAACUUUGACAAGCUCUGCAUCUACAACAGUUGCUGAAAUAACUUCUACAAGUUCUGCACCUACAACAGUUGCUGAAACAACUUCCACAAGCUCUCUCUGCACCUGCAACAGUUGCUGA